Molecule: messenger RNA, 946 nt
Organism: Psylliodes chrysocephalus
Lineage: Eukaryota; Metazoa; Arthropoda; Insecta; Coleoptera; Chrysomelidae
Source: the annotation of a GenBank genome assembly
UAAUAUAUUCCUUGAUUUAACAAAGCAACCGCGAGGAAAAUUUAGUUGGAAUGUCACAAUAUAUUUGUAUGUCAUGUCAGCGGCAUUGAAUGACAUUUUUUUGUGAAUAUUUAUUUUAUUAAAGAAAAAUAUAAUUAAUUAUUUAAAAAGAGUCUACAAAUAUGGCGCAAGGUUUUGUGGGAGAUUCGGAAAAGUGUUACAAUCGUCCUCAUAAUGACUAUCAAUUUCAAACGCCUAAAAGUGAUUUAACCGAAGAACAGAAGAAGAAGUUUUUUACUUUUAAAUUACAAUAUUUAAGGGAAAACCACAAGUAUUUGAAGGAACAUCCAGAAAUAAAAACAUUAAUUAACCUUCUGCUUCAUACUUUAAUGAGGGCCCGUCCUGAAGAAAAAGACAUCCAAGAAUUCAUAGCAGAUUUUUUAACAGAUAAUUUUAGAAAAAUAGAACGUUUGCUUUACAGACCUCAAACGAAGGAAGAAGAAAAAGAAGAACCAGUACAUCUCCAUACGAAUCUGCUUCAACCCUGUCAGAGUAUUCAUAAAAUUCCGGUGCCACCGCGGGAUAUAGAAGAUACAUUUUUCAUGAUGGCUAAUGUCCACGAAGAACCUUUCGUUUCAUUUUCAUAUGAGAUAUUAAACGUAGUUUAAAAACUUUAAUUUUCGUUUUGCAGAAAAAUCAGUCUGGUCCAGGACUUCAUGAAUUGCAUUCUGAGACUGUAAAUGAAUUAGAAGAAACGAUCAAAUCUCCACUAACAUCUAAAAGCAGUGAAGUUUUCAUUGCUUUCUCAUAUGACAUACUAAACGUAGCUUGAAAAUAUAAAAAUAACUACUUAAGUCAGACUUCAGAAUGUAGAAUUAACACACAAAAUAACCGAAUCUACUUAUAUUGACGAUAUUUACUGGACAUUGCUGCAAAAUUUUAAUAUAUUAUUGUAAGAAGAAAUGCU